GAAAACCCUCCAACCAGCAUGGACGCGAGUUAACAAGUCGUUUUGCUGCCGGUUUAUAUUUGUUAAGUGUUUAUCCAAACUUUUCGGUUAGAUUAAGGUUUAAAACGUUGCGAUUUCGACAAAAUGGGCUCCUACUUGUCCGAACCGUUGUGCGAGAAGAUUUCCAGCGACGAAAUCAACGACAAAUUAAAAUGCGGGGCCAGUUCUAUGCAAGGUUGGCGCGUAAGCCAAGAGGAUGCUCACAAUUGCAUUUUGGAGUACGACAAUAACUGUUCGUUUUUCGCCGUGUACGAUGGACACGGGGGCCAUGAGGUGGCCCAGUAUUGUUCGCAAAAGUUGCCUGAGUUCAUCAAGCAGCUGCAAACCUACAAGGACGGUGAUAUUGAGAAGGCUCUCAUCGAAGGAUUUCUUGGUUUCGAUGCCACCAUAGCCACCAAGGAUGUUAUUGCUAUAUUGAAAGAAAUUGCAGGAGACAAAGAAGCGGAAGAGGACGAGGACGACGAAGAGAACGUCGACAACCUGUACAAGGAGGCGACGAUGCCGAUCGAGAAGGUGAUCGAGAAGUACACGAACCUCGUGAACCCCGCGGUGCGCAACCUCAAAGCGGCCGAGGCCGAAAAGCUGCCCAAAUCGCCCAACCUCAAGGCGAAAAAGGAAACCGCAGACGUCGCUUCCUCCUCGAAUUCUAGCGCCUCGGAGCCCGCGGGCUCCUCCAAUCCCGCCGCUGACGCCGUCACCAGCUCCAGCGCCGACUCCAGCGAGGCCAAGACGGCCGACGACGACAACAAGCCCGCCAACGGCGGCGUACCGGAGAUCAAGGUCUCGUCUCCGGACAGUUCGGACGCGGACAAGAAGGAGGCGGACGCCGGACAGGCUAAAGCCUCUCCGGAAACGCCGCACCAAAAUGGCGACGUGUCCGAGUCCAAGGCCAAGGACGACGUCAGCAGUUCUUCCCCGCACGAAAACGGAGAUGUCAAAGGUAAAGGUAAGGCGCUGGCGAAAAAGUCGGUGAAACCGCCGCAAAAAGUGAUCGCCCGGCCUAAAAGAAACGCGAAUCAGUUGUACAGGCAACUCCUCGAUUUCGGCGGCGGCGGCGUCGGCGGCGGCGACGGCGACAACAGCGACGAGGACAGCGAGGACGAGGAGGAUAAGACGUUCGAAGGGCCCCAGGAUCUGAGCGACGACGACGAUGAUGACGACGAAGAAGAAGAGGGCGUGAACGCCUCCCUGGACGACGAGGACGGCGACGACGGCGACGACGAGAGCUCGGACGAAGAGGACGAGGAGGACGGCGACGAGGAGGACGAGGACGACGAGAGUUACCAGUUCGUGAGGAACAUGAAGGAGGAGCCGGGCAGCGACAGCGGCUGCACGGCAGUCGUCGCCUUCCUCAAGGGCAACGAGCUCUACGUCGCCAACGCCGGGGACUCUAGGUGCAUCGUCUGCAGGAACGGCAAAGCUGUGGAGAUGAGCUUCGACCACAAGCCGGAAGACGAUCCGGAACGCUUGCGCGUGACCAAAGCCGGCGGCAAGGUGACGUCGGACGGGCGCGUGAACGGCGGCCUGAACCUGAGCAGGGCCAUCGGCGACCACGCUUACAAGCAGAACGCGGCGCUGAGCGACCGCGAGCAGAUGAUCACCGCGCUGCCGGACGUGAAGACGUGCACGGUCAACCCCGGCGAGGACGAGUUCAUGGUGCUGGCAUGCGACGGCAUCUGGAACUUCAUGAGCAGCCAGGAGGUGGUGGAUUUCGUCAGGCCUCGCAUCGAGGACGCCGACAACCUGUCCACCAUUUGCGAAGAGAUGUUCGACCACUGCUUGGCGCCGAACACCAUGGGCGACGGAACCGGAUGCGACAACAUGACCUGCAUCAUCGUCCAAUUCAAAUCCAACAUCUUAAAGCGCCCCGCCAGUCCCGAACCGGAGGCGUCCAAGCGGCAAAAGACUGAGCAGAAAGUCGAAUCCACCGCCUCGUGAAUUCCCCGUUGUUAAUUCAACUUCUCGUCUUAUUUUUCUACUUGCAUAAAUAAUAAUCAGGCCGCGCGUGCGCAAAUGUUUUUUUUUUUUUACCUUUUCGGCAACACUGUCGGCACAGCGUUGCCGAAUUGCGCAAAGCAACUUUUGCGCAUGCGACCGUUUAAGGAGAGACUAGAAUAUGGAGGAGGUGUACAGUGAAAAACAACAAAUUUUUAUAUUCAGUGAGUCAAAAUUUUCGUGUAAUUUAUUUUUUAAUUUGUUUUAUUAUUACCUAUCGGCGGGACACCGCUUUUGUUUUUUUUUUGUAUUCCAGUUGAUUAUUAUGUCAAAUGUUAUGACGUGAACCCUAUUUUUAUACUUUAAAACAUAUGUAUAUGCAUGAAGUGCGGAUUUUUUCAGCAACUAUUUACACCAUAGCAAGAGGUGCCUUUAGUUAUACACUGUGGUGUUGUGUAACAUAUUAAUAAAGGGUGAUUCGGUUUUGUGUGAAUUUUGAAAAUUUUGAU
Messenger RNA from Brassicogethes aeneus, 2483 nucleotides. The record is from the annotation of a GenBank genome assembly. NCBI's taxonomy places the organism in Eukaryota, Metazoa, Arthropoda, Insecta, Coleoptera, Nitidulidae.